Molecule: messenger RNA, 1223 nt
Organism: Drosophila teissieri
Lineage: Eukaryota; Metazoa; Arthropoda; Insecta; Diptera; Drosophilidae
Product: fatty acid hydroxylase domain-containing protein 2
Exons: 2
Coding region: 7-843 (278 amino acids)
Biological process (GO): sterol biosynthetic process
Molecular function (GO): C-4 methylsterol oxidase activity; iron ion binding
Source: RefSeq, a predicted model, not a curated record
ACCACAAUGGACACCUUGCUGGUUGGCUGGACGCAGUGCGGCGAUGUGCUGCAGGAUAAAUGGAACACGCUGCUGGACACCGUGGGUGAGGACUCGUGGCGCCUCUGGGUGGUGGGCAGCACGCUGGUCAUCUUCAGCGUAUACUGGCUAUAUGCAGGCAUCUUUACCCUGAUGGACAUCACGAAUCGACCGCGUUUCCUGCGCAAAUACAAGAUCCAGCCGGGCCAGAAUGAGCCAGUGGAUCUGGCCAAGUUGUGGCAUGCCGUCAAGGUGGUGCUGUUCAAUCUGACGGUGGUUAACUUUCUGGUUAGCUGGGUGGUGUACGAGUUCGUUUACAAAACGGAGAACAGCCAGGACAUCCGGGUGCUGCCCACAUUCAAGCGAUCCGUGCGCGAUUUGGCCGUGUUUGUGGUGCUGGAGGAGAUCAUGUUCUACUAUGCCCACCGCCUGCUGCACCACAGAUCGGUGUACAAGUAUGUCCACAAGAAGCAUCACGAGUGGACGGCGCCCAUUGCCGCCAUCACGCUGUACGCGCAUCCGGUGGAGCAUGUGGUGGCCAAUCUGCUGCCGGUGGCCACGUCCAUUGCCAUCCUGGGCACCCACGUGGCACUGGCCUAUGUGAUCUUCGGCCUGGCCAUCAUCAACUCGAUGAGCGAUCACACGGGCUACAGUUUUCCGUGGUCGGCGGGAUCGGUGCGCUUCCACGACUAUCACCAUGCCAAGUUCAACUACAAUUACGGAGUGCUCGGUCUGCUGGACAAGCUGCAUGGCACAUAUCGCGCGCCCGCGGAGCAAAGGGGUCCUUCGCAAAGGAUCAGGAAGUCCAAGAAGUUUGCUAAGUAAUUCAAUUGAUUUAAUAACUUCUUAACUUUUUUUUUGUUAUACUAGUUUUUUAUUGCUUAAAUACACCAAGGUCAUUAAAAAUGAUUUUAGCUUGAAAAAUAGUUGAGUUUUCGCUGUGUAAAUGCUUACAUAGAAAUUAGAUGUGUUCUAAUUGUUCUAUAAUUAAAUAUUAUCUUUAUAAGCAAUUGCGAUUGAGCACUUGUUUUGAUUUGACUUGUAUAUACAAAUAUACAUAUGUUGCAAAAAUAAAUAGCUUGUAAAUAUUACAGACUUCUAGUUUGGAUUAUGAACAACAAAAGCUUUUCACUUUCCUAGCCAAUUUAGCAACCUUAUGCUUAAUCACCGACUAAGUGUUUAAAGCUUAAAUUCUUUAAGUGGCU